AUGGGGGAACCGGGCUCCAGUAAUCAGAGGGAGACUGAAUCGGAGCGGACACCACUUCUGCCAGACUCAGAGAGACAGCCGAAUAAGAGUUCCAAGGCUCCUCUGAAGAAGGUCGCUCGAUGGACUGCCCGGAAUGCUGUCAUCAUCUGCAUGAUAUAUAACAAGAAAAAACACAGCCACAAAGCUAGUGUAUGCCUCACACCUGCAUGCGUUCAUGCUUCCUCCGAAAUCCUCUAUAACCUCGACACCGACUACAAGAACAUUGAUCCAUGUACGGACUUUGAGCAGAUGGUUUGUGGUGGAUGGGACGACCGCCAUGAUCUGCGACCGGAUCAAGGUGAUGCUUUCACAGGAACAAUUAUGAGCGAGAACUCGGCGAUGUUACUUAGGCAUAUCUUGGAAGCACCGUACCCGAAUGACUCGAAGCACUCGAGCUUCUCUCCCGCACAACUCGUUAAAUCCCUUUCUUCCGUCGACGAACAAAAUUUCGACAAAUUGAAGUCUGCAUACGAUGCUUGCAUGGAUGAGGAUACAAUCAAGACGGCCGGUAUCAAGCCUCUUAUGGAACUACUUCAUGAAGUUGCCGAUCUGUUUCCCGUCAUGGAGUCCGCUUUCAACAGGAGAACACCUCUGGUUGCGACCGACAGUAAGAGCAUCGCAGAGACAAUUCUUUACCUCUCCAAGCAAGGCGUCUCAGCCCUCGUGUCAGCGGGUGCUGGAGCCGACGACAAAGAUCCCGACACCGUGGUUGUACAGGUAUCACCUCCUUACAGAAUUGGUCUUCCGGCAAAGGACUAUUACAAUAAUGCGGCCGUGGUCAAGAAGUAUGAAGAUACUCUGGCCAAGAUUAUUGCAAACUUACACCCCGACCACAAGCACGAGAAUGCUACCCUCCAUGCUGAAUGGAUGAAGGUAAAAGGUCAUGGAAAAGUUGCUGCCAGGGGCGAUGGCAAAAAUUACGCUCACGAUGUUGUUGAGUUCGAGAAGCUGCUAGCUGCGGCUUCUCCCGAUGCAGAAGACAGUAAUGACGUUACAAAAUAUUACAAUCCUAUGUCCUUGAAAGAAGCAGAUUCUCUUACUCCCCAAAUCCAUUUGGCGACCAUCAUCAAUGGCCUUACACCAUCGAAUUACAAAACCGAUCGUCUUAUCAUUGCCUCUCCCAGCUAUAUGGCAAAUGUAUCAGAUAUUAUAUCAAGCACUUCGAAAGAGGUCCUUCAAACGUACUUUAUGUGGAAGGUCAUUCAGGCAUACGCUUCCAAGGUUGAAGCAGACGAGCUCAAGCCAUACACUCAAUUUACAAAUGAACUUCAAGGCAAAGACCCUGACUCUGCCCCUGAGCGGUGGCGAACAUGUGUUAAUCACGUAGAUGAUGGACUUGGCUGGAUCUUGAGUCGAUUCUUCGUUGAGAAAGCUUUUUCAGAAAAGGCAAAAGACUUUGGUGACCAGAUCGUGUCUGACAUCAAGGAGAUGUUUAUCGGCAAGCUGCAGAAGACGACCUGGAUGGACAAAAGUGUUAUCGCGUUGGCUAUCGAGAAAGUGCACAAGAUUGUGCAGAAGAUUGGCUAUCCAACCAAGAGCCCAAACAUUAUGGAUCCGCCUAGCCUACAAACUUAUUAUCAAUCCGUCAACAUCACGCCUACUACAUUCUUCCAAAAUACUCUUAAUAUGAAUCGCUUCGGCGUGGUGGAAGAAUGGUCAACCCUUGGAAAACCGGUCGAUCGAGACUCUUGGGGGAUGACAGUCCCAACGGUUAACGCUUACUACAAUCCACCAGGCAACGAAAUCGUUUUCCCAGCCGGAAUCAUGCAAUUUCCUGUGUUCGACGUCAAUGUGCCGCAAUAUUUGAGCUACGGUGCCUUUGGUUCAGUGUCAGGUCACGAGCUUUCCCAUGCCUUCGAUUCAACAGGACGUCACUACGAUCAAAAUGGGAACUAUACUGAUUGGUGGACGAACAGCACCGUCGAAGGCUUCAAGGAACGUGCCGAAUGCUUCGUGGAUCAAUAUGCUGAGUAUACUGUACCUGGACCUGACGACAAACCAUUACAUGUCAACGGGAAGCUCACUCUUGGCGAGAAUAUUGCUGAUGCAGGAGGAGUAACAGCAGCUUUUGCGGCAUGGCAGAAACGCCGAGCUGAGACGCCAAACGAAGAUCUGCCGGGUCUCGACUAUUUCACCCAAGAACAACUAUUCUUUGUCAGCUAUGCUAACUGGUGGUGUGGAAAGAGCAGAAAGGAGACAGCGAUCAAUAGAAUAUAUACAGAUCCGCAUGCGCCAAAAUGGGCGAGAAUUCUGGGGACGAUGGCAAAUUCGAGAGAUUUCAAGGAGAGCUUUAAGUGCGCAAAGAAAGACCCCAUUUGCGAACUCUGGUAG
Mollisia scopiformis is the source of this 2370-nucleotide messenger RNA. Its product is annotated as endothelin-converting enzyme. The record is from RefSeq and is a predicted model, not a curated record. Gene Ontology annotation, cellular component: plasma membrane. NCBI's taxonomy places the organism in Eukaryota, Fungi, Ascomycota, Leotiomycetes, Helotiales, Mollisiaceae. The transcript is spliced from 6 exons. Gene Ontology annotation, molecular function: metalloendopeptidase activity. Gene Ontology annotation, biological process: protein processing. Bases 1 to 2370 code for a protein of 789 amino acids.